AUGGCACCUUCUCAAUACCAAACGCCUCCUCAGGCUCCUCCUCUCUUUACCCAUACCGAAUCCCAGAUUGUUGACGAGGCCAAGGCCUUGAUGGAUAACUAUCGAAAAAUGCUCGACAAUAUCGUUGCAAACGUCAAACCGGAAGAUGCAACUUUCGCAAAUGUUCUCUUGCCUACCGCCAACCAAGAUGAUCUCGAUUCGCUUCAAAUCAGCGUUCUUACCUUCUACCAAGCUGUCUCUGGCGAUUCGAAACUCCGCGAUGCGAGUUCUAAAGCGGAGGAAAUCAUGGAUGAAGCGCAGAUUGAGAUGGCGAUGAGAGAAGAUGUUUUUAAAUUGGUCGACGCGGUUUACAAGAAGAACGAAGAUUUAGAUCCGGAAUCAAAGAGACUGUUGGAGAAGGAAUAUAAAGGAUAUAUUCGAAAUGGGUUGGGGCUUGAGAAGGGUGAGAAGAGGGAUAGAUUCAAGGAGAUUAGCAAGAGGUUGGCUGCUAUUGCGACUAAAUUUCAGAAGAAUUUGAAUGAGGAGGAUGAAGGACUUUGGUUUACAUUAAAGGAACUUGAUGGAGUUCCCGAGGAUGUCAUCUCGGGAUUGAAGAAGGGUGAGGGCGAAAAUGAGGGAAAAUUGAGGUUGUCGUUCAAAUACCCUGAUUUGUUCCCUACGUUGAAGUUCGCGAAGGAUGCGGAAACCAGAAAACAAGUCUUUAUUCAGAAUGAGAACAAAUGCAAGGAGAAUGUGGAAUUGUUCAAGGAAGCUAUUGUUCUUAGGGAUGAGGCUGCUAGAUUAUUGGGAUAUCCUGAUCAUGCCAGCUUCAGGAUUGAGGAUAAGAUGGCGAAGACUCCUGCUACAGUUAAUGAGUUCUUGCACGAUUUGAAGCUUCAGCUUACUCCUGGUGGAGCCAAGGAGGUUGAGCAUCUUAAAGCUCUUAAGAAACAAGAUUUGGAUGCUAGAGGAUUGAGUUCUACAUUUGAUGAUAAUUAUUAUCUUUGGGAUAAUCGAUUUUAUGAUCGAAUGAUGGUGGAGAAUGAGUUUUCUAUCGAUGAAAAUAAGAUUGCGGAAUACUUCCCUCUUCAAUCUACAAUUGAAGGAAUGCUUAAGAUCUUCGAGGAGUUAUUUGGAUUUGUUUUUGUUGAUAUCAGCAGCGAGGAGGAAUUAGCUAAGGUUUCACCAACUGGAAAGGGUUCUGAUGUUUUACCUCAUCCAGAUGCCAAACUCUUUACCGUUUGGGAUGAUGAAGGUGAAGGUAGUGGAUUUGUCGGUUAUCUUUACUUGGACUUGCAUCCACGUCCAGGAAAAUAUGGCCAUGCUGCAAACUUCGGUAUUCAAUCUGGUUUCUACUAUCCAGAUGGUACAAGAAGAUAUCCUGCUACAGCACUCGUUUGCAAUUUCUCCAAACCAACCGAUAAGAAACCAUCACUCUUGAAACAUGAUGAGGUUGUUACUCUCUUCCAUGAAUUGGGUCAUGGUAUCCAUGAUCUAGCUGGUCGUACCAGAUACUCUCGUUUCCAUGGUACAAACACCGUACGUGACUUUGUCGAAGCACCAAGUCAAAUGUUGGAAAAUUGGUGUUGGACUCCAAGUCAAUUGCAAAAAUUGAGUAAACAUUACCUCACUGGUGAAUCUAUUCCAGAUGAUUUGAUUGCCAAACAAAUUAGCACCAAGCAUGUCAACGGCGCUCUUUUCAAUCUCCGACAACUUCACUUUGGUAUCUUCGAUAUGACAGUUCAUACUCCCAAGAACCACGCAGAAGCUGAAGCUUUCAAAAUCAGCGAAUUGUACAAUGAACUUAGAGCAGAAAUCUGUGGUCUUAAAGGUCCAGAAGCUUUAGGUGCAAAGAGUGAUUGGGGCAAUGGUCAAGCUACUUUCGGUCAUUUGAUUGGUGGGUAUGAUGCAGGUUACUAUGGAUACUUGUCUAGUCAAGUCUAUAGUGCAGAUAUGUUUUACACGGUUUUCGAAAAGAAUCCAAUGGAUCCUAAGGAGGGUAGGAGAUAUAGACAUAUGGUGCUUGAGAAGGGUGGAAGUCAAGAUGAAAUGACCACUUUGGAGGCGUUCUUGGGAAGGAAACCUAGUACCGAAGCGUUUUAUAGGGAGUUGGGGUUGAAGGAUGCGAAGAAGAAUUAG
Molecule: messenger RNA, 2118 nt
Organism: Botrytis byssoidea
Lineage: Eukaryota; Fungi; Ascomycota; Leotiomycetes; Helotiales; Sclerotiniaceae
Exons: 1
Coding region: 1-2118 (705 amino acids)
Biological process (GO): peptide metabolic process; proteolysis
Cellular component (GO): mitochondrial intermembrane space
Molecular function (GO): metalloendopeptidase activity
Source: RefSeq, a predicted model, not a curated record